GACCUACUGUGCCUACGUGGUGCAGCGCAACGUGACGUGCACGCUGCAGGAUGGGGCUGAGAGCUACGUCAAGGCUGAGUACCACAAGUGCAGCUGGGGACCCAAGUGCCCAGGGAAAGUGCUGUACCACACCUUCUUCAGGCCCAGGUACAAGAUUGGCUACAGGACGGUGACGGAGCUGGCCUGGAGGUGCUGCCCAGGCUUCAUGGGAGAAGGGUGCCACGACAGCCCCACCGACCAGCCCGGCCUCCUGCCCCAGCACCCCAGCCCCAAAAUGCCUCCUGGACAAAAGAUGUUUCCUCUCCCCAGGCUUCCUCCCUAUCCAAAAAGCCACCCUGACCUGUUUCCAGGACCAAAGAAGAAUCAAUAUGGCAGGAAGCUGCCCGGCCUCUUUGGGGACCGCCUGGACCGGCUGGAGGAGGAGGUGAGGCGCCUGUCCCAGUCCUACGAGAGCCUGCAGGCCCUGGUGAGCGGCCUGGGGGACCGCCUGCGCCUGGCCGUGCAGGAGGACACCACCAAGAUGCUGGGCUCCGGGCCGGUGGACGCGGCGGACAAAGCGGAGGGCGCCGCCUACCCCCCCGUGGGGGAGAUCCUGACGAAGGUGACGGAGGUGAGCGACGUGCUGAAGAGCAAGGCGGACCUGCUGCACGAGGUGAGGGGCAUGGUCCUGGACCACGACGGGCAGAUCAAGCACCUGCUGGAGUCGGCCCGGCCCUCGCCCCUCACCUCCCUCCACCUGCUGGAGGAGUACGUGGACACGCGGCUGAGCGGCCUGCGCGGGGAGCUGCUCGACGGCUUCGAGAAGAAGCUGGGCAAGAUCCAGAGCACCUGCGAUUUUCGGAUCCAGGAGGUGAGGCAGCAGUGCGAGGAGGAGAAAGCUGCCAACCUGCGGCUGCAGCAGACGCUGGACGGCAAAGAGUUGGAGAUCAAGAAAGAGAUCUCCCAGCUGGAGACCCAGAUCCAAGGGCUGACGGUGGUGGAAAGCUGCUGCGGCAACCUGGACUACCUCACCGAGCGCAUGAACGUCCUGGAGAAGGGGCUCCACAGCAUCUCGGAGGCCCAGAAGAACUUGCACUCGCGGCUGGACGGAGAGAUCUCCACUGCCACCCUGGAGAACCUUUUAGAAGGGCGCUUGGAGGACCUGGAAGCCAGACUCAACGCUACAGAAACGGGGAGCUGCUGCUCGGGUAUAGAGGACAGCAUGAGAGGCACGGUGGUGGCCGAGGUGGAUGGCGUGAGGACUGCCUUUGAAGAUAAAAUGCAGACCCUGGAGGACAGGUUCAUGACCAUGGUGGGGGAGCUGAACAACGUGAGCUCUCCGGUGGGCAUGGACGGAGCGGUGGUGCCCGUGCUGGAGGGGGAGCUGGCGAGCAUGAGGAAGAGGACGGAUGAAACCCUGGAGGUGCUGCAGAAUCGCCUCGUCACGCUGGAGAGCACUUGUUCCUUGGGCUGCACCUCUGCCUCCAGAGACGUGGAGACCUUCCGGACGGAGAUCGAAGACUGCCAGAACAAGAACCAGGACCUGCUGCUGAGGAUGGACAGCAACUACGACCUGCUGCGCAAGCUGAACGCCACCAUCCUGGAGAUCCAGCGGCGAAUCGAGGAGGAGGCCUCGGGGGCUUUGCAAGGGGAGAUCACCUUGCUGAAGAUCAACCUGAACACCGUGAGCAAGUCUCUGACGGGGCUCAAAGACUCUGUCUCCCAGUACUCGGACAGCGUGACGCACGUCAACUCCUCCCUGGACGAGCACGAGCGGAAGAUUGAGGAUGAAGUCCACUCCAUCCAGGAGAAAGUCAACGACCAAGGCUCCCAGCUCUUCUUCAGCAACCGCCGCGUCCUGAACCUCAAGGGAGACUUGGAACGACUCAAAGCCAGGAUCAUCAACGACCUGAGCUCCUGCAAGAGCGUGGCCAGGGACCUGCAGCAGGAGGUGGCUCACUUCGACGAGCGGGUGGCGCGGGUGGAGAGCGUCUGCAGCAGGCUGGGGACCGUCACCGGCAGCCUGGACGGCAUCAGGGAGGAACUGGAGAAACACACGGGCAGCCUGUGGGACUCCAUGGAGCACAUGAACGGCACCCUGGCUGCCCACUCUCAGGAAAUAACGGGACUGAAGGACAACCUGCUGGACUGCCAGGCCAAGGUCUCGGAGCUGGCGGAGCAGGUCGGUCACUUGGAGGAGCAAGCUGCAGGAAGGCACCACCACCCCUCCCCUCCAGUCCAGGAGACCCACUCACGUUGGCCCUGUUCCCAAAGGCUGCGUAGAAGGGCAGCUCUGUGGCAAACAGGUUUUUGA
Messenger RNA from Merops nubicus (carmine bee-eater), 2293 nucleotides. Its product is annotated as EMILIN-3-like. The annotation marks the transcript as partial. NCBI's taxonomy places the organism in Eukaryota, Metazoa, Chordata, Aves, Coraciiformes, Meropidae. The transcript is spliced from 5 exons. Gene Ontology annotation, molecular function: protein binding. The record is from RefSeq and is a predicted model, not a curated record. Gene Ontology annotation, cellular component: extracellular matrix.